Cucumis melo (muskmelon) is the source of this 4484-nucleotide messenger RNA. RefSeq names its product jasmonate-induced oxygenase 4-like. Bases 991 to 2076 code for a protein of 361 amino acids. The record is from RefSeq and is a predicted model, not a curated record. The transcript has 6 exons. NCBI's taxonomy places the organism in Eukaryota, Viridiplantae, Streptophyta, Magnoliopsida, Cucurbitales, Cucurbitaceae.
UUUUGAGUUAUUUUUGUAAGUAGGCAUCGAGAAGAAAAAAUUCCAAUUAUACCGACUCUGCUCCGCUGCCUCUCUCCGCUAAGACGACGACGACACAUCGGAAAGCAGUCGACAGCGGCAAGCAAAUACUCAAUCGCCGUCUUCCUCCCUUCGAGUUACAGAAACGCUCCGGUAGCUGAAAAUUUUCGAAAUUAAACCCUAAAUUCUUUAACUCCAGAGUUUCAUUACCAGAAUUGCGGUGUUUCAAUUCCCAUAAAUAUACCAAACGUUUUCAAACUCAAUUCUUCUUCCCCUAUAUCUAACCUCCGUACUCCCCAAUUUUCUGUCAGAAACCAAAAAAAGAUCCCCUAAUUCAACCCUUCUCUGAACCUUUACACUCAAAAUUUCCACUAACAAUGGCGGCGAAAUCACUAAAAACAUCUACUAUGAAGCUAAUCCUCGUAUUCCUAUGCUGUACAGCCAUUUUCACACUACCAGCGGAGGCCAUGAAGGCAGCAGUGGCGCCAACUCAACCUGAUCCAUUCCUAACAGAGGAUAUCUCUUUUUUCCCCUGCUUUUCGUUUGUUCCAGAGGCGACGAAAUGUAUGAUCGAUGUGUUUAAACACCCAAUUGCUCCUCAUCCCACUUGUUGCAAGGCCAUUUCUAAGCUCAAAAGUUGUUCCUCCUCGUUUUUUAAUGGAAUUCCUUCUGCUGAUAUGAUUCUGAUUAAGAGUGUUUGUACUUCGUGGGGAGCUUCAAUUUCUUAGAAUAAUAAGAAAUAUAUGAUAAUAAGAUCUGUUCUAGAAUGGGUUUUCGUUUAAUUGUUGAUUGAAAAGUCUAAUUCAACUUCCUCGUUUUUCUUGUAGUUUUUAAUAUUAUAUUAUAAUUUUAUAAGGCUCCGAUUCAACACUCUGUAUUUCUCGAUAUUGCUGCCGAUAACUUCAACUUUGAUUCUAAACCCAUUUCUUUUCCUUUUUUUUUUCUCUUUGAAAAGGAUUCUAAGCCCAUUUCAUGCACUCUGUUUUGCGAUCGGAACUACAGAACGCCGUCGUUUCCAACCUACCAGCCAUGGCCAGUACUAACCCUUCCGGCACGGUUCAAGAUGUAGCUUCUAAAGGGGAAGUCCCUGAAAGAUACAUCCAUAAAGAAAGCGAUCGAGGAGCUCGAAAUGCUCCGUUAAUGGCAGCUCCUGUAAUCGACAUCGCUCUCCUCUCCUCUUCAUCCAAAUCCGGACCGGAACUGGAGAAACUCCGACAUGGACUUCAAUCAUGGGGCUGCUUUCAGGCUAUAAAUCAUGGAAUGACAAGUGAAUAUCUUGAUGAAGUUCGUCAAUUAACGAAACAAUUCUUUGGUCUUUCAAUGGAAGAGAAAUUAAAACACUUAAAAGAAGAACAUGAAAUGGAAGGAUAUGGGAACGACAUGAUUCUCUCAAACCAACAAAUUCUUGAUUGGACUGAUCGUUUAUACCUUACUGUAUAUCCGCACCAAAGCCGUCGUUUCAAGUAUUGGCCAACAAAUCCUCAAAGAUUUAGGGAAGUUGUUGGUGAGUACACUACUAAUGUGAAGCUGAUAAGUGAGAAAAUCCUCAAGGCCAUGGCAAGGUCAUUGGAUUUAGAUGAGAGUAGUUUUCUUAGCCAAUACGGCGAGCAAGUUAAACUUGACGCACGGUUCAACUUCUACCCUCGAUGUCGAAAUCCCGAUCUUGUUCUCGGUGUUAAGCCACACGCUGAUGGAUCAGCCAUAACCAUUUUGUUGCAGGAUAAGAAAGUAGAAGGUCUUCAGUUCAUGAAAGACAAUGAGUGGUACAAUGCUCCGAUUGUUACGGACGCUCUUCUCGUCAAUGUGGGGGAUCAAGUAGAGAUCACAAGUAAUGGGAUAUUCAAGAGUCCAGUUCAUAGAGUAUUGACAAACUCAGAGAGGGAGAGGAUAUCCUUGGCAGUGUUUUACCUUCCAGAUUCAGAAAAAGAAAUUGAACCGUUAGAGGAGCUGAUUAAUGAAAGUCAGCCAAGGUUGUACAAGAGUGUGAAGAACUUUGUUGGGCUUUACUUUGAGUACUACCAACAGGGAGAGAGACCAAUGGAGGCUGCAAGAAUCUAAAUUUGUUCUAUGGUGUUUCAGCUCUACCCUCUAUCUCAGUUUUUGAGUAAUGCAUGGGAGGGUAGACUCGAAGUUGGAGGUUGAUAGUUUGAACUUGAAAAUAUUUUUAAGAAUUUGGUGUAGUGUAAUAAUUAAUAAUAGAUUGAGGUUGAUUAAUUAAUUUUUGAUUUUGAUUUUGAUUAAUCCGGCAUGGGGCUUUCUCCAGACUGAAUUGAUUGAAGUUUGAAGGGUUUUCUUUUCUUUUCUUGGAAAAAAGUUAUAUUAUAAACUUGAAUUUAAUUUCUCUAAAUUUGGUUGAGUCCUAAAUCUAGUUUGGUCGUUCAAUUUAAGGUUUUGCUUUGUUUCUCCACAUGGUGUAGAGUUUCUAUUGGGGCACUCAAGAGGGUUUCUUCUCCUUCGGACCAUUUAUUUUAGUUGUGUGCUAAUUAAUUUAUAAAACUAAAAGUGAGUUUAGUUUUCUUUCUUAUUUUAUUACAAAUUUGAGAGUACCAAUAAUGGAAGACAAUUCAAAAUGGACCCCUCUAAGAAAAAUAAAUCACUUCCUCCUCAAUAAUGAAUGCUUUGAAUUGAAAAGACAUAAAAGUGUAAUAAAUCAAAAUCAAAAAGGGUAUUUUAGUCUUUUAAAUCUUUAAUAAAAAGAUAAUAUGAAUACAUAAUCAUACCUCUACAUCAUCAUAAACAAAUGGCACAAAAUUCUCAGAUCCCACAAACACAAACACUCCAACAACAACUUCUCAUCAAUGGCGGCCAUACGCCCGAAAGUUAUAUUUACAAAGGCGGCUACCACGGCGGAGAUUCCAACAAUAAUACUCCACUUCCAUUGGCACAGAUUCCGGUCCUUGACCUUUCUCAACUUUCAUCUGCGUCGGUGGGCGAGGCUCCGCUGAACCACCUCCGGUUGGCUCUUAGUACUUGGGGAUGCUUUCAGGCAACUAAUCACGGUAUUUCAAGUUCAUUUUUGGAGAAAAUGAGAAAAAUAAGUGAGCAAUUUUUCUCAUUGCCCAUUGAAGAGAAGAUGAGAUAUGGAAGAGAAGUGGAUGGAAUGGAAGGAUACGGGAAUGAUUUAAUUUUUUCAAACCAACAAAUUCUAGAUUGGUCCGAUCGUUUAUAUCUCGUGACAAAUCCUAAGGAUGAAAGACGUCUCGAGUUUUGGCCUUUAAAUCCUCCAUCUUUCAGGUCAGUUUAAACUCUAAAUUUCUGUAGAUUUAAAUCAAUUCAACUUUUUUUUAAAAUUAUUUUUCAAAACUAAAAUUAUUUUCCAAAAGUGAAAUUCCUAAUGGAUGAAAAGAUAGAGGACGACAAGUAAAUGAAAAUGGUUCAAAUUUUUAAUAAAAAAAGUUGCUGAUAUCUAUUUUUUAAUUUAUACAAUCAACGAUGAUCCCUUUCAUUUUAAUAUAUGAACUUACCCAUGUGAUGUGAUUCCAUUAACAAUUUUUAGUUCAAAUUCUGCCAUGUGAUUUCUUUAACGAUUUUAGAUUGAGAUCCUGUAAUUCCAUCAAUGAUUUUAAAUUGAGAUUCUACCUGUAAUUCUAUUCAUGAUAUCUAUUUUUUAAUUUAUACAUGUAAUUCUAUUCAUGAAAUAUAUCGGCCCUCAAAACAUUAACCCUAAAACUAUGCAAUAACACAUUAUAUAUCAGCAUGUGAUGGAUAUUUUAAUCCUUUUCAAUAACCCAAAAACAAAUAGAUAGGAAUUAUUAUUGAGUGAUUACCCUUAUUCAAGCAAGGAAGAUCUACAUGAGUAUACAGUAAAAUUAAUGAAAAUAAUCGACACAGUGCUGAUAGCCAUGGCAAGAUCCCUAAACGUGGAGCCCAAUAGCUUUACCGAUCAAGUAGGAAAGCGACCAACUUUAUUCAAAAGGUUCAAUUUCUAUCCGCCGUGUUCGACACCACAUCUUGUUCUUGGACUCAAAGAACACUCCGAUGGCACAGCUAUCACCGUUCUUCUACUCGACAAACAAGUUGAAGGCCUCGAAUUGCGAAAAGAUGAUCAGUGGUAUAGAGUCCCUGUUCCUGCCGUUGCUGAUUCUCUUCUCAUCAUCAUUGGGGAACAAGCCGAAAUCAUGAGUAAUGGAAUCUUCAAGAGCCUUAUUCAUCGGGCGGUGACGAAUUCAGAGAGACAGAGGAUUUCAGUGGUGUCUUUCUGCUGCCCAGAAAAAGAUAUAGAGAUCAAGCCAAUCGAGGGGCUGAUCGACGAGAAGAGACCGAGAUUGUUCAGAAGUACGAAGAACUAUUUGCAAACAUAUUUCCAGAACUACCAAAAGGGAGAGAGAUCAGUAGAUGGAUUGAGGAUUUAGAGUGCCCAUGUUGUUGUGUGUUUCAUGGUGUUUGUAAGAAGGAACAUAUAACUUAUUUCAUGGUGAUUCUUGAGCUUUUACUACCACAUUAGAAUAAAAGUAUGAAACUGAAAA